Molecule: messenger RNA, 1544 nt
Organism: Camellia sinensis
Lineage: Eukaryota; Viridiplantae; Streptophyta; Magnoliopsida; Ericales; Theaceae
Source: RefSeq, a predicted model, not a curated record
UAGGGCUUUGAGGUAGAGAAUAGAAGAUUGUAGCAAGCAAAGCAAAGACCAAAUUAAAGGAAGAAAAUGGACGACGAUGAUAAUGAUCGUCUAUUCCAGAGAGAGAGGUACCAAAUGGAGCAAAUUCGUGAGCUCGAUUCCGAGGAAUUGCAGAUUGAAGAAGUCGAUGACCUUGCCGACUCAUCCGAUGCCGAUGAUACCAAUAACCGUGGCCAUGGUGGGGCUUCAGCAUCUGGUGAUUUUACUUUUGACACCGGUUUGGCUUCCUUACAUACAUACCUCGGUGAGGUUGAGGAGACCCAUCAUAGGAUGGCUUUCUUGGACGGUGGUGCCAUAUCAAAUCUGCCACUAUUCUAUCUUGAAGGGGUUCUGUUUCCAGAGGCUACCCUUCCUCUAAGAGUUGUACAACCUAACUUUAUAGCUGCUGUUGAAAGAGCUUUGUGCCAAGUUGAUUCUCCUUAUACCAUUGGUGUGGUUCGGAUUUAUAGGGAUCCUGAUAAUGGGAGGAUGAGAUUUGCAACCGUUGGGACAACUGCAGAGAUUCGGCAAUACAGACGGUUAGAGGAUGGUUCACUGAAUGUGGUUACCCGUGGCCAACAACGUUUUCGUCUGAAACGCCGGUGGAUUGAUGUGGAAGGGGCACCGUAUGGAGAGGUCCAAAUCAUCCAGGAAGAUUUGCCCUUGAGGACUCCACGAGAUGCCGUAGGACAACUGGCACCUUUGAGGAAUUUACGAGAACCACCUCUGAAAACUUCAAAUGCUAACCGCUGUGGACGUGGAGAUGAAGAGGAUGAUUCAGAUGGAAUAUCAGAGGAAAGUUUUGAAUGUGAGCUUUCACUGACAGAGAGGAGAUUGCAUCAAUCUGCAGUUGUUUCCUGUUAUGGUUAUGAUAUGGUUGACAUGGCAACUAGUAGUGAUGAUGAGAAAUAUGCAUGUGAGUCAGAAUUCCAGUUGGAAAAAUCUCAAUUAAAUGAGGAGCAUGCAGAAGGUGGCAAACGAAGUGAAAAUAAUAGCCUGGCAAUGGGGAAAAAGUUGAUUUCAGGAAGACAAUCUCAUAAAGGAUAUGGGUGGAAAAAGGAUUCUGUAAGCAGGUUGCGUGAAGGGCCAAGAGCUUUCUGGCCUUGUUGGGUUUACCGUUUGUAUGACUCAUAUUGUCUUGCUCAGCAAGCAGCAGAUAAGUGGAAGCAGAUUGUUGGGUCGCCAAGCAUGGAUGGAUUUGUGAAGAAACCGGAUCUUCUCUCAUUUUAUAUUGCCAGUAAAAUUCCUGUGUCUGAAUCCAUGAGGCAGGAGCUUCUGGAAAUUGAUGGAAUUUCUUAUAGACUGCGCCGGGAAAUUGAGUUACUUGAGAGUUUUGAUCGUGUUCGGUGUAAAAAUUGUCAGACUGUGAUUGGGAAGCGGAGUGAUAUGUUGGUGAUGUCUAGUGAAGGUCCUCUGGGUGCUUAUGUGAAUCCACAAGGCUAUGUCCAUGAAAUAAUUACGCUGUAUGAAGCAAAUAGCUUGUUGCUCCGUGGAGGUCCAACUAAAGAAUACAGCUGGUUCCCUGG